Ophidiomyces ophidiicola is the source of this 1728-nucleotide messenger RNA. It is a transcript of the gene GYP1, whose product is annotated as GTPase-activating protein. Lineage: Eukaryota; Fungi; Ascomycota; Eurotiomycetes; Onygenales; Onygenaceae. Gene Ontology annotation, molecular function: GTPase activator activity. Gene Ontology annotation, cellular component: Golgi apparatus. The record is from RefSeq and is a predicted model, not a curated record. Gene Ontology annotation, biological process: activation of GTPase activity. The transcript is spliced from 7 exons. Bases 1 to 1728 code for a protein of 575 amino acids.
AUGGCCAGCAAUGAACAUCAGAAAGAAUCAAAGAAGCAGGAAAUGGUUCAGGUCGAUCAGGCUAAGAGAACCCCCUCACUUUGGAGAAGCCAGCCUUUGUCACAAAAACAAAGUCCUACCAGAAUUUUUGACUCAAAUACUGUAGUUGGAGCAUCCUAUUCUCAUGCCGAUUUACUAAAGAGCAUAUCGCCUCAGUCAACGCCACGAACAACAACUAAAUCCCCAUUUCCAAGAAGGAGCAAUCGUAAUAUCAGCAAUUCUACCACCUCUCUUAAUAGAAACGUACAGUCGCCGCAUCAGGCAUACAGGAAUCUUCUCCCACAAGCAGGGGAAACCUGGACUUCUAGGAAUAAUGAUAAUGAAAGUGAUGAGAAUGAAGAUGAUCUUGCAUAUGAUGACGAUGAAGAUGAAUUCGGGCUCCCAAGUAUUACCAGCAUGCGUAAGCCGACUUGGCGACAACCGCAAAACAACGAGCGCGACCAUUCAGGAAUUGACGUGAAAGGAUCAUCAACUUUGCUUCCCGAUGUUGGUAGCAUGCGUCUUCGCGCUAAUAGCUCGGAUAUUGCUGAAGAACGCGGUAUUUUGGCUUACCCGAAUGCCAAGACAACCGAAGGGAAGAUUUUGCGACCCCAAUACAAGGAGAUAGUAAAUGACCCAGCAAACUCGCUGCAUUUAAUAGACCACUCUCCGCCACCAGCUGGUGCUACUGCAAAAGAAACUGAGGCACAUUCGGCUCGAAUUGGCCGUAUCAAUAAAUUCAAACGAAUUCUUCAAUCCAGCACGGUAUCCCUACCUGAGCUCCGUGAUCUCGCUUGGUCUGGAAUACCCCAGGAAGUCCGGGCAAUGACCUGGAAACUGCUUUUAGGCUAUCUGCCAACCAAUAGUGAACGCAGAAUGGCAACUCUUGAGAGAAAGAGAAAGGAAUAUUUAGACGGGGUCCAGCAGGCAUUCGAACGCAACCAUUUAAUUAGAUCCAGAUCGCCCACGAAAAGCAUUCCUGAGAAUAGUCGCGGUUUGGAUGAGGCGAUAUGGCACCAAAUAAGUAUCGACAUACCGCGCACGAACCCUCAUAUCCCCUUGUACGGCUUUGAAGCUACCCAGCGGUCUUUAGAGCGAAUAUUAUACCUUUGGGCUAUCCGACACCCCGCUAGUGGUUAUGUUCAGGGAAUAAAUGACCUUGUCACACCAUUUUGGCAGGUGUUUCUUGGUUCAUAUGUCACAGAUUUCGAUAUUGAAGAAGGCAUGGACCCUGGACAGCUUCCAAAACAAGUACUCAACGCUGUAGAAGCGGAUUCAUUUUGGUGUUUGACCAAACUUCUGGAUGGUAUCCAAGACAAUUACAUAUACGCUCAACCAGGUAUUCACCGUCAGGUUAACGCCUUGCAUGAUUUAACGAAACGUAUUGAUGCAACACUCGUAAAACACCUAGAAGCAGAGGGCAUUGAGUUUAUGCAAUUCAGUUUUCGAUGGAUGAAUUGUCUAUUGAUGAGGGAGAUCAGCAUCAAAAGUACUAUAAGGAUGUGGGAUACGUACAUGGCGGAGGAGCAAGGGUUUUCCCGAUUUCAUCUUUAUGUAUGCGCUGCAUUUUUGGUAAAAUGGUCAGACCAACUGCUUAGAAUGGAUUUCCAGGUUCGAUUUUUCCGGUUCCUCGGGGUUAGAAUGCAGCUGAUUGUGAUCUUAGGAAAUUAUGAUGUUUCUCCAAGCAUUGCCAACACGAGGAUGGACUGA